CUUGCGGAACUUGCACGGGGACACUGACAGAAAAAGUAACAACUUUUGACUGGAAAAAAGGCACUACGAGUGCUUUGAUUUCGUUCAGUGAUCGCUGGAAGCUAGGCGGACAACAUGGACAACCAACCAAGUGCCGAGUCUUCACAAUUUGAGGACCCCACACCCGGCCGUGUCGCAGGCACACAAGAUGGCAAAGAAACCAGAAAGGGACGACGCCUCAAGCCCAGUUACGUGAUAAAAGAUAAAUACAGGACUCUGUACAAACCAUUCAAGUGUGGCGUGUGUAGCUAUUCCACUGCUGUUAGGUCUAAUCUCAAAGUGCACAUGCUACGACACGGUGACAAGCCCUACAAGUGUGACCGGUGCAACUACGCUGCCAUCAGGAAGAAACAGUUUUUAGCUCACGUGAAACACCAUGCUGCCGACAGCCCUCUAAAGUGUAAGCAGUGUGGAUUUAGCGCAAACCAGCUAAAUGUUCUAACCAAGCACAUGGCAGUCCAUACGAAAAAAGAAGCCGCGAAGAACGACACUGUUGGAGCCUCUCAAAAUGAGGAACACAACGCUACGUCUCCUACAGAUGGACAUCUUGGUAAUGAACUUGAGACAAGCAAGAAGUCUAGUCCUUCAACAAGUUACCAGCAAGUUAUCACAAAAUACAUGUCAGGUCGCAAUAAAAAGGAAGAUGAAAAUGCUACAAACGCGACACCUCCAGUAGAUGAACACAAUGCCAGCAAAGAGACAAUAGUCAAAAGUGAACCAGAGAAAACCCAAGAAAACAAGUGUAAAUCACGUCUAAGAACACGGACUAAAAAGAGAGUUAGGUUCACCGGAGCCAUGGAGGCGAGAACUGAAGUGAGCCAGGCGGAUGGUACAGACAACGGAGCGGAUCUUUUGUUCUUGGACGAUGAUGUUCCAAGGCCACGAAAGAAGCCCAAACGGUUUAGAUGUAGGGAGUGUGGGUUUUCCACAGCAUACAAACAUACUUUAACGAAACACAUGCUCUUACACGGCGGUGACAGGCCCUACAAGUGUGAGCAAUGCAGCUAUGCGACGAUUCGACAGGCUCACUUGCGUGUGCAUAUGAAGUGCCACCCUGCCAACUCCCCGCUGAAAUGCAGACAGUGUGGAUUUAGCACAAGACGCAGGAUUAUUCUUGACCGACACAUAGCUGGCCAUACAGAAACGGAUGCAGGCACGAGUGACAAUGUUACAACACAAGAAGAUGGACCUAGCACUUCGUCAGCAGGAGAACAACAACUAUUCAGUGAUCUAUGUGAGUCCCAGACAACCAGCAAACCUCCUGCAAGACUUAGAAAGACACAUGCUAGGUUUAGGAAGAAAGCAAGCCAAGACAGUACACACAACACAGAAGAUAAACAGUUGCUGCAAGAUCACUUGUUGGGGACUUUGAGCAGCAAACACAGGAAAGGGAAUAAAUGGUUUAAGUGUAAGGAGUGCAGCUAUUCCUCACCGCAUAAACAAACUCUCAAAAGACACACGCUGACACACAGUGGGGAGAAACCUCACAAGUGUGACCAGUGCAGCUAUGCCACCAUUCGAAAGUCGAACUUGCUCAUCCACAUGAAAUGCCAUGCCACAAACAGCCCUCUUACGUGUCAGCAGUGUGGAUUUAACACAAAACAUGGAAACAUUCUCGGCAGGCACAUGGCAGUACAUAGGAGAGAGAAAGCUGACAAGAGUGGUGCAACUUCAGCUGCACAGGAAGUAGCAUAUAACUCUGCAGUGGCAGUAGAACAUCUAGUCAGUGAUCUAAGUGCGUCAGAAACAGGCAACGAACCCCCUCCUUCAAAGCGUAGGAAGACGCAGACUAAGAGUAAAGUUGAGACGCCCAACAAUGUCACCACUGUGAAGUCGGAAGCGAACCAAGAUGACAUGGAGAACGCAGAAGGUAAAAAGUCACCACAAGAUCGCUUUUUAGGAACUUCGAACAACAGCAAACAAAGGAGUGAGAGUAAACCAUUUCAGUGUAAGGAGUGCGGUUACUCUACAGCAUAUAAAGGUGAUUUAAAAAGACACCAGUUGAGACAUGGUGGGGAAAGACCCUACAAGUGUGACAAGUGUCCGUAUGCUGCAAUUGAAAAGUUGACCUUACUCCGUCACAUAGAACGGCACACUUCUGACGGCCCACUGAAAUGUGUGCAGUGCGGAUUCAGCGCAAAAAGUAGAAACGUUCUCGCAAGGCACAUGGCACUCCACCGGGACAAGAAAGCAGGCAAGAGAAACAAUUUAACAAGUUCAACAGCACAAGACGAUGGACCUAGCUCUCCACAAGUUGUGAAACAAGUACUCAUUGAUCCAAGUGAAUCAGAGACAGACAGCAACCCUCCUCUUGCAAGACUUAGGAAGACACAUGCUAAGAAGAAAUUCAGCAAUGCUAUGACCACUGCGAAGUUGGAAGCGAGCAAAGAUGGUACAGAGGACACAGAAGGUAAACAGUCACCACAUGUCCACCGGGGAAAGAAAACAGGCAAGAGGGACAAUUUAGCAAGCUCAACAGCACAAGACGAUGGAACUAGCUCUCCACAAGUUGUGAAUCAACAAGCAUGCAGUGAUCCAAGUGAACCUGAGACAAACAGUAGCCCUCCUCCAAAACGUAGGAAGACACAUGCUAGGAAGAAGUUCAGCAAGGCAAUGAACACUCUAAAGUUGGAAGCAAGCCCAAACGGUACUACAGAGAACACAGAAGAUAAGCAGUCACAGCAAGAUCACUUGUUGGGGACUUCGAACAGCAUAGAGACAAGUAGGAGGAAACCAUUUCAGUGUAAGGAGUGCAGUUACUCCACAGCGUAUAAAGCUGAUUUAAAAAGACACCAGUUGAGACAUGGUGGUGAGAGGCCCUACAAGUGUGACCAGUGUUCCUAUGCCGCCAUUGAAAAGUUGAACUUACGCCGUCACAUGAAGCGGCACACUGCCAAAGAUCCACUGAAAUGUGUACAGUGCGGGUUCAGCACAAAACGUAAAGGUGUUCUGACUCGACAUAUGGCAGUACAUAGGGCAGAGGAAGCCAAGAAGAGUGUCAAUGUUACAAGUUCAAGUUCAACAGCACAAGAGGGUGGACAUAGCCCUCCACAAGCAGAGGAACAACUAGUUGUUGAUCGAAGUGAAUCUCAGACAAACAACGAACCUAAACGAAGGAAGAUGCACGCUAGGAACAAACUCAGCAAUGUCACAACUCUAAAGAUGGAAGUGCACCAAAAUGGCACACAUGACAAAAAGGGUCAGCAGUCACCACAAUAUCACCUUUUUGUAAAUUCGAACAGUAAACAGAGGAGCGGGAGUAAACGAUUUAUGUGUAAGGAGUGUGGUUAUGCCACAGACUUAACAUCUGAUUUAAAAAGACACAUAGUCAGACACGGUGUCGACAAACCCCACAAGUGUCACAAGUGUCCGUAUGCCGCAAUGUCAAAGUCUAAAUUACUAAUUCACUUGAAGUGCCACACGGCCGACGGCCCCCUGAAGUGUCAGCAGUGUGGGUUCAGCACCAAACACAAAGGUGUUCUCACCCGACACAUGGCAGUUCACAGGGCAGCGGAAGCCAAGAAGAGGGACGAUGUAACAGCUUACACAAACCACAGACAUCAGCCCACUAGUCACAUGGCUGUCCGAGCCAAACAGAAAACUGACAAUGAUGCUACAACGUCACAAGAGGACAUCCAUAGUGCAGCACACGGCAGCAACCAAACUAGUCAAAAUCGUAAGAGAAAAUAUAAAAGUGGCAAGAGCUGGCAGAAGUCUACAUCUUCAAAAUAUAAGAAGAAAGUUUACAAGAGUAGUGUUAUGACCGAGAAAGCUGAAGAAAGGAGACAAGAAGCCAUGAACUAUGAGAUUGACACGGGAGAGGAACCCUGCAGACGAACAAGACAUAGCUUGGAGAAAGGAAAGCGACGUAUCAAACCGAGUGCCACUAACUUGUCCAAGCCUUACAGGUGUGGGCAGUGUGUUUACGCUACAAAUCAUGUCCGGGAGUUUGAUCAACAUCUGGCCCAACACUCCGCUUCCUCCCCCAAGCGGUAUCUCUGCGGACAGUGCUCGUUCGCGACCUCGGAAAGGUCAAAGUGGGAGAUGCACAUGUUCAAGCACAGCGAAACGAAGCGAUUCGCUUGCGAGGAAUGCGACUUCAAGACGAACUACGAAUUUACUCUCUCAGCCCACAUCCAAAAAGUGCACGAAUUGCGUAAGCCCCAAAACGACAAACAUGUGAGCAAAAGUAAGUUAUCGCCCUCGAAGUCUCAGUCAUACAAAAAAGCAACCAAAGUUUUGCCUCCAAAGUCUCCGUCGUACAAACUUAUGUACACCGUAGACUUCUCCAAACACAGCACUCUGUACAACUGUAAACAGUGUGACUAUGCCACAGCACUAAAAGUGAGCAUGUUGCUUCAUGUAAAGACUCACACUGAGGAGAAACCACAGACUGGUAACAGCGACAGCAAUGCGUCCAACUCUGGAAAACAGGCUUCAGAUUCUAAGGCUUCAACUCGAAGAUUGACAGUCCCUUGAUCGAUAGAUGGCAGAGUUGACUUGACAUGUGUAGCACCAGCAACUACAACUACGUCCGAGGUCUGCCUUUCCGACUGAGUCACAUGAAAACCCACACUGGGGUGUGACCACACAUGAUAAGUAACAACUGGGGCUGUUAUAUCAAAUGUCUUAAGAACUAUACCAAUGCAGUAUGAGCAGUCCCCAAGGUGUGCACACUUCAGAUAUCAUUCAAGGUGUUCCGGACAUUAUCAAGAAGGCCGUGAUAAGACUCUUCGUUUGAUGUAAAGGUCUUCUAUAUAGUUGUAAUGUAAAUGUUUCUUACCUUCAGAAAGGUGACUUAGAAACACCAGACAAGCUGGUAGAAUAUGGAAUCAUAUGCUAGUACUGUGUAUACACUUAGGGACUGUACAUUCAACAGACCAAUCAGUAUUAAAUAGACUAAAGUUUACAAUGGGUAACUCCUUUAACUGUAAGGAAACAGAUGUAUUUUUACAGCAGAUGUUAGGUAGCUAAUGCUUCAAGAAAGUUGUACAGUAUAUAUAUAUUGUCACUGCAAUAUUUCACUACAAUGUAUAAGGCUUAUAUAUUGGCAAUAUUGAUCAAUGCAAUGUUGUUUCUGUAGUCAAGAGUCUCCGCACCGUAGGACAGUGCCUGUCUCUGUUUCUACAGCUCUUGGGCCGCACAACUUUGUGCAGUCACUACAGUAGAUGUUCAACUGCAAUACUCCUCUUUACAUACAGUGCUAAGCAGAGAAAUCAGUGAGAUACCCUUUUCAAUGUGUAAUGUAUGUAACGGAUUGCUGCAUUGCUGCACUAAUAAGGUAGACAUCAAUACCAAUACACUAAUAACAGACCCAGAAGUGUCUAUGAUCAGCUUUGCUAUAAAUCAGACUAUUUUUGCUACAAUA
Molecule: messenger RNA, 5407 nt
Organism: Branchiostoma floridae (Florida lancelet)
Lineage: Eukaryota; Metazoa; Chordata; Leptocardii; Amphioxiformes; Branchiostomatidae
Product: zinc finger protein 91-like
Exons: 2
Coding region: 115-4518 (1467 amino acids)
Biological process (GO): regulation of transcription by RNA polymerase II
Cellular component (GO): nucleus
Molecular function (GO): RNA polymerase II transcription regulatory region sequence-specific DNA binding; DNA-binding transcription factor activity, RNA polymerase II-specific
Source: RefSeq, a predicted model, not a curated record